Molecule: messenger RNA, 531 nt
Organism: Peronospora belbahrii
Lineage: Eukaryota; Oomycota; Peronosporomycetes; Peronosporales; Peronosporaceae
Source: the annotation of a GenBank genome assembly
AUGGUGAACGUGGUGCCGCUGAACCUGUCCGUAGCCCUCGCCAACGGCAGUGUGUCGGAGCUAAUUCAGCGCGACACUAUCCUGCCUGCUUCCGCAACUGAGCUAUUUACUACUUCGGCUGACAAUCAAGAGGCUGUGUUUCUGCAGAUUUAUGAAGGUCAGCGCCUCAUGGCCAAGGAUAACACUCUCGUGGCUCAGCUGAGUGUAGCGGGCAUCACACCGCUGCCAAAGGGCGACGCUGAGAUUGAGGUAACCUUUACUGUCAGCACCAAGGGUGUCCUCACGGUGACCGCUUCGGAGCGCAAAGCUGGUAACAAAACGCUGGAGGUGACACCGGAUUUGAAGCGUCUGACGCCUGCCGACGUUGCUGUUAUUGUCAAGAAGGCGGAGGAUGCUGCUGAAGAGGAUUGUGAAUUGCUUGGUGAGCUGGAAGAUGCUGAGAAGGCCGCGGAGCUCGAGGUUGCCAUUCCCGAGAUCGAGACUGUCAGUGUCCCUGCCGUACCCGUUGUGCCUAUGCAAGACCUAGACUAA